AUGUAUUCAGAAGCAAUGAACCAAAUGAUUGAUGCAACAAAACUGAUCACUUCAAAGAACUUUUCAAGAUCUCCUAUUAAGCAUUACAAUGAUUCAAAAAGCUGCACUUUUAGGCUGUGCAUUUUAAAUCAAACACAAAAGAUAGAGAGUCUUAAAGGCUUUUUUUUAUUACUGGUGAUCAAUGAAGACUCCAUACGAUUUAAAGUUUUUUUUACAAUCAGAAACGAGGUCUAUAAGUUUUGUAACAGCAAUCUUUUACAAAAAGUCCUAGGAUUGAUUUCCUUAUUCCCCUUGUGGAUAUUUUUUUUGAAUUUAAAAAAGACCUAAUCCGUAAAAAUUAGAAAGGAAAUUUGGUUUAAUUUGUAAAUUUUUUUUAAAUUUAAGCUGUUUAAAAUUAACAGAAUUAGCUAGAGACUUCAUUAUACUAAUUUUAUCUUAUAUACCAACAAUUUUUUUUUCGCUCAUGAGAGGGGAAGUUAAUAAACUUAGAGCUCGAUUUAGGCUAUUUCAACAUUGUUGAAAAAGUCUUAGCUUGGCUUAAUCAGAUGGUGCUAACAUAGUUGUGAGGCUUCAGUGAGGAUCUCCAAGGAGAUUCAAAUUGCUUUGCGACCGUGCUUUUCGCAAGGUAACAUCUCCUCUUUGCCUUCAGGUCUCAGUGCUGAGUGGCCAGUCUUCGGACUUCUACCGCCUUGCUUUAAGCUGAGGGAUGCAAGGUCAUCGACACAAAAUAUCCAAAAAAAGGUUUUCUAGUGUAUUAUCGAAAAAAAGGAAAACUCCAAGGCGUAAACUCCGGUUCCGCGCUGAAAAAUUUGCCCGAUUGAUUGACUGGGUCCCUUUCCAACUUCUGAGUCUCUUUCUCCUUUGAAGUAAAAUCCAAUCCUGAAAGUGGACUAGGGCUAGGCUCCACACACAAUACUGAAUUGCUUGCCUAGCAUAGCUGUCCUUCUUUGAGCUGGUAAAACCUUGCCGAUAUAAUUUAAAUAUGUGUUCGAAGGAAGCCAGCAUAGCCGACCGCGAAGCGUGAGACGCCACAUUUAAACUAUCGUUGUUGAAAAAGUCAAUAUUCUGCAGUUAGAACUAGCCAUUUGGUAUAAGGAGCUGAAUAUUGGAGAGAUUCAAAACUUAAUUUUUCCUUACAUCAAAAAAGCUGCCAUAAACUUAACUAAGAUUAUAACCCCUGCAGGCCUUUUUUCAGGCUACUACUCGCCUCACUAUUGCUGCACCACUUGCUUGCCAGUCCGGGCCCGACUUUCCACUAUGUGACUCCUCAUAGAUAAGGGCUUGUACUUGUUAUCUAAGAGUCAGAGAUGCUAGGCUGCCCGUCGUGAGGGUUCAGCUUCAUUGAAAUUCGAAAAAUUGACACCUGUCAACCAAGAGGAAAUUUCAAGGCCCAGGACGUAAUUCCACAUGUCGCGUUAAGAAGCGUUCCCUAUUGGCCAGGGCGGCAACUCUCCUCAUGCUGCUGAGACUUUUUUCAGCUUUAAGCCACCUUUCCAACAAGAUAAAAUUGAUCUGUAUUAAGCACAGGCCAGCUUCCGACAAUUGCACUUACCAAAACCAAGUAACACCCAACCGGAUACACAUUUACCUCUUCCAAACUUCCCUAAGCCGUUACAAGAUAAAUUCCCCACAGCACUUUAAUGCCAUCAAAAAGCUGCCAAGAUUUAUAACGAUCGUGCCCAGCAGUUUUAUGCACUAAUACAAGAAUCAAAUAAAUCAUCAGAAAAUGGAAAAGCAAAUGUUUACCAAACAAAUUUAGGAAUAAGGCACAAAAGAUCUAGUACUCGGGAAUCUAGUGAAGAUGAAACAGACGAAGAAGUAACGUCUAGCAAUUAUAGGAGCGAUGAAAGUAAAGAAGAAGAAGAAGAAGAAGAAGAUUUUGAAAAUGAUGAAGAAUGCUCAGAUUCUAGAACAACAGAAUAUGAAGAUAAUUCCCAUAAUACAUCAGAAGUCAAGGAUGUAUUAAGCUUUAUUGAAAAAACCCCAAAUUUAAAAGAUUUUUUUGAAAAUAAUGUCAAAGAGUACCAAAAAGCCAAUUGUCCAGAAUUUAUUUGUAUGCCUCUUUGACAAUUUUUAGAAAUGUACGAUUUGCCAGAAGGCCUGCUUAAUGAGAUUUUAUUGAAGCUGGCAAAAAUGUAUGAUUACCGCUUGGAGUUUGAGGAAUUUCCUUAUAAAAAUAUCAUUAUUUAUGGAACAAAGCCUGAGGAUUAUAGUUUUUUCUUGAUAUCUGCUGGCAUUGAUAAAUUUUCUAAGAUCAGAGAUAUGAAAGAAAUCGAAUUUUCAAAGCCUACAGAGGUGUAUAAUGACCUAUUUGCCUAUUUCUUGGCAAUUCAAUCGAAAAUUUGGGAUAGCAUUGUGCAUCCGACUUAUGAAUUGUCUGUAUUUGAUAAAAUUCCUGCUGAGGAUUUUAAAAACUCAUCUUUAACUGAAGAGAGUAAGAUGCUUGGACAAGGAGGAUUUGGGGCUGUUUACGAGAACGAGUUACAUGGCACCAAAGUUGCUAUAAAAUUUGCAAAAGAGAAUAAAGAAGACAUUUUAAAAGCCCGGCUCAGACUGCAUAAAGAAUUGAGUAUAAUGAAAAGUUUAUGCCACGAAAACAUCACUCAAUGCUAUGGGUGUGUUCAAUAUGGCGAUAAAUUUGGUUUGGUUAUUGAAUAUUGCUCAAAGGGCACACUGAGAGAUUAUACUGCUUUACAAUGAAUAUGAAAAGAGCCUUAUUUAUUAGACAGUUAUCAUCGGAUUGCCAAAAAUGAUUUUGCAGGCGAAAUUCAAUUUUUGUAGAAAAUCUAAUAAUAAAAUGAUAGAAAAUCCCACGACGAAUAACAAUUUUCAUAAACAAAUUUAAUAUAUAAAUGAUUAUUAUUAAAAAAAUCUCUAGGCAAUUCUGUUUAAUAUUAAACAUCUUGCAUUUUAAAUAAUAUUUGCUUUAAAAAUUAAAAAAAAUUAACCCAUUCUUUAAGGAGGAGAGGAGUAAGUAUUUUAAGUGUAUUCAUUGCAGAUAAGUGUAUAUUUUCAGAAACCCAAGAAAAAGAUCUUGCUAAAAGACUUGAAUUUUUAUUAGGGAUUGCUCAUGGCUUGGAGUUCAUGCAUAGCAAGAAUAUCUGCCAUUUUGACAUCAAGCCACAAAAUAUAUUUUUUGACGAAAAUUAUGUUCCAAAAAUAGCAGAUUUUGGUAUGAGCGAGCAUCUAAGAAAAGGAUUGCCAGUCAAGCCAGGCUUUACCACUCAUUACUGUGCACCAGAACACAUAAAAGGGCAAAAUCCAAACCAAAGUGCUGAUAUUUGGUCAUUUGGGAUGACAGCAUAUGCUACUAUUGUACAAAGAUCACCUUUUGAUUAUCUAAAAAAGGCUAAUAAAAGUGAAUCAGAUCCACAAGAAUUUUGUAAGAAAGUAGAAAAAGAGAAGAUAAGACCUGAAAUUACAGAAAAUUUCAAAAAGCAUCUACCACAAAUAGUAAACUUAUUUGAAUGCACUUGGCAGAUAGAUCCAGAAGAAAGACCAUCAGCAAAAGAAAUAGGAGAUCUGAUAAAGAAAUGGUUGCUUAUUCUUCUCUCCACGAGUGAGUUAAAUAAAUUUGCUAGUUCAUGGAGAAGGUUAUUUUAUUUAAAAAAAAUUUAUAAUAAAUUUUUAAUUAGUGAAUUUAUAUUAUAGUUUAAAUAAAAAAAAUGUUCGCUCACUAAUAGGGAUUUUAUAAUAAUGUUUUGCUUAAAAUGGGUGGGAGAGUCAGUAUAAAAAGAAAAAGGGGCAAUUCUGAGUAA
Messenger RNA from Blepharisma stoltei, 3758 nucleotides. The record is from the annotation of a GenBank genome assembly. Lineage: Eukaryota; Ciliophora; Heterotrichea; Heterotrichida; Blepharismidae.